Suillus clintonianus is the source of this 2523-nucleotide messenger RNA. Its product is annotated as P-loop containing nucleoside triphosphate hydrolase protein. Gene Ontology annotation, molecular function: ATP binding; RNA binding. The transcript is spliced from 12 exons. Lineage: Eukaryota; Fungi; Basidiomycota; Agaricomycetes; Boletales; Suillaceae. Gene Ontology annotation, cellular component: intracellular anatomical structure; spliceosomal complex. The coding region runs from base 1 to 2523 and encodes 840 amino acids. The record is from RefSeq and is a predicted model, not a curated record.
AUGUCCUUUGAAAGGGCCAGGAGUACUGACGACGUCGAGGUUCCAACUUCCCCUGCCCGCCAAAAGACUGAGACACCGAAAGAGAACCCACAUGAUGAUCUCGCCAAUCGACAUCCCACCAAGCAAGCUACUUCAAGCACUAGGGAGCCUCUCUUUUCUGUUGUUCUCCGAGAGAUCGCCGCAGAUCGAGCGCGAGCUGCUUCAAGCACUCUCAAUGGUGCCAGUGCCGAGAGAGAGUCCAUUUUUGGUUAUCCUGCCCGAGAGGUCACCGCAGACCAAGUGCGCCUGGCAUUGGAACACGAUACAAACCCGUUCACAAAGCAGCCCCGUACUGCGCAAUACAAAAAGAUCCUUGAAGCCCGCAAAAAACUCCCCGUGUUUACACAUAUGGCCGAGUUCUACGAGAUAUUCAACAAACACCAAAUUAUCAUCAUGGUCGGCGAGACUGGCUCAGGCAAGACCACGCAAAUACCCCAGUUCGUCGCCUACUCAGAUCUUCCUCAUACCACGAACAAGAUUGUGGCAUGCACCCAGACCCGCAGAGUCGCCACCAUGUCUGUGGCGGAGCGUGUCGCGGAUGAGAUGGAUGUCCAACUUGGUAAACAGGUCGGUUACUCGAUACGUUUCGAAGACAUGACUGAGCCCGGCACAACCUUUCUCAAAUACAUGACCGACGGAAUACUCCUCCGCGAAGCCAUGAACGACCCCGAUCUCAACCGCUACUCCACUAUCAUCAUCGACGACGCCCACGAACGCACACUCGCUACUGACAUGCUCAUGGGUGUUCUAAAAACCCUCGCUCGCCGUCGCCCAGACCUCAAGCUCAUCAUCAUGUCCGCCACUCUCAACGCCCUUAAGUUCCAGAAAUACUUCGCUGGUUCGGAUGACGCCCUUGCCCCGCUUUUUAAGGUCCCUGGCCGUACCCACCCCGUCGAGGUGUUCUACACCCAGGAGCCGGAGCCGGACUAUGUCGAGGCUGCCAUCCGCACCGUGCUCACUAUCCAUUGUACAGAUGAACCAGGUGAUAUCUUGGUAUUUCUGACUGGUGAAGAGGAAAUCGAGGACGUGUGCCGUAGCAUCAAGCUCGCUGUGGACGACUUCAUCAAAUUCGACUCCGAGUCCGUAGGCCCUGUCGUGUGCAUCCCGUUGUACUCCUGGCUACCGCCUCAACAACAGCAACGCAUCUUCGAACCGCCGCCCGAAGCAGGCAGUUCAAACGGCCCCCCGGGACGCAAGGUCAUCGUGAGCACGAAUAUCGCGGAGUCGUCGCUGACGAUCGAUGGGAUUGUGUAUGUCGUUGACCCGGGGUUUUCCAAGCAGAAAGUAUACAACCCGCGCAUCCGCGUAGAGAACUUACUCGUCAGCCCGAUAUCUAAGGCGUCGGCACAACAGCGUGCGGGCCGUGCAGGGCGAACGAGGCCAGGCAAAUGCUACAGAUUAUACACGGAGGAGGACUUCAUGUCGGAGCUCGAGGAGGAGACGCGGCCAGAAAUUUUGAGGAGCAAUUUAGCGAGCACGGUGCUAAUACUUGUCAAGGCAGGGAUUAAGGAUCUUGUCAUGUUUGAUUAUUUGGAUGCGCCAGCGCCGGAGUCGUUGAUGAGGGCACUGGAGCUAUUGAAUUAUCUUGCGGCGUUGGAUUAUGAUGGAACCCUCACGUCGCUUGGGAGUCUCAUGGCCCAAUUUCCUCUGGAUCCGCAGCUCUCAAAGAUGCUGAUCGUCAGUCCAGAAUUCAAAUGUAGCAACGAGAUCUUGACGAUCACUGCGAUGUUGUCAGUACCAAAUGUAUGGCUACGGCCGAGUAACAAGCGACAAGAGGCGGAUGCUGCAAAGGCGCUGCUUACCGUCCCCGGUGGCGACCACCUAAUGCUUCUGAACGUGUACAACAAGUACAUUCAAAACCAACACGACAAAACCUGGACAUGGACAAACUACGUCUCCGCUAGUGCGUUGUUGGAAGCAGAAAAGGUGCGCGAGCAGCUGAAAUGGAUGAUGGAGCGGUUUGAGGUGGAGCUCGUAAGCAUGCAAGAUCAGAGGGAGAUGUCUUUGGCAAUACGACAGGCGUUGUGUUGUGGCUAUUUCAUGCAAGUUGCACAUAAGGUGGGAGGGAAGGGGAAUUAUGUGACCUUGAAGGAUGAUCAGGCCGUGAUGCUGCAUCCAUCGUGCAGACUGGAUACACAGCCGGAGUGGGUGAUUUUUAAUGAGUUCGUGCUCACGACCAGACCGUACUUACGGACCGUCACGGAUGUCCGACCAGAAUGGCUCCUCGAGUACGCGCCCUUGUACUUUGAUUUGAAGAAUUGGCCAAAUUCCGACGCAAAGCCGCGCGCUGGUGAAAGCGGUGGAGAGGUUGAGGGGGCAUGCCUUUUCGUUGUCGUUGUCGUUGUCGUUCGCGUUCGUGCCCUUGGCUUUGCUUACUUUCGACCCAGUCUUCGCAUUCGGUCCCUUCUUGGUCUUGCUUUGAUUCUUGCUGGAAUCACCCGUGAACUCCUUCUCGCUAGUCUUCUAACCGUACCUACAACAUGA